CGCCAUUCGUUCGUUUUCCAACACUGUGAUUGCAAUCGAUAGCUGCAGGUCUAUGCGAGAAGAAGAAGAAGAAGCAGCAGAAAAGGCGACCCGGACACCCGCCGCGCCUCAGACACCUCGCCACAGUCGCUGCCCGCGAAAAAGAACGCCUGCUCGAUCGCCGUUCAAUCAAUAUUGAAAGUCUUAAUUCGCACCAACUGAAAACUUUACAUCUGGGACAAGUGGCAGCUGCUGGGCGAGCUAAACCUCCACCUCCACUAACAUGUCUUCUUCAGCCAUUUUCGUGCUGGACGUGAAGGGCAAGGUGUUGAUAUCGCGCAACUACCGCGGCGACAACAUCGACAUGGCCGUCAUCGACAAGUUUAUGCCACUGCUUAUGGAGCGGGAGGAGGAGGGCCUGAUCACCCCAAUCCUUCAGACGGCGGAGACAACUUUUGCCUACAUUAAAACCAAUAACCUUUACAUCGUUUCAACCACACCGCGUAACAAGAACGUCAACAUCGCCCUCGUGUUCGUAUUCUUGCACAAGAUCGCCCAAGUUUUUGUAGAGUAUUUUAAGGAGCUGGAGGAGGAAUCCAUUAGGGACAACUUUGUGAUCAUUUACGAACUGUUAGAUGAGCUUCUGGACUUUGGGUACCCGCAGACAACCGAUUCGAAGAUCUUGCAAGAGUACAUUACACAGGAAGGCCACAAGUUGGAGCUGCAGCCACGCAUUCCGGUUGCAGUGACUAAUGCAGUGUCUUGGCGAUCCGAGGGCAUUAAGUACCGCAAAAAUGAGGUCUUUCUUGACGUAAUUGAGUCGGUGAACUUGCUGGCUAAUGCCAACGGAAAUGUUCUUCGAAGCGAAAUUGUGGGCGCUAUAAAAAUGCGCGUUUAUCUUUCGGGCAUGCCUGAGCUGCGCCUAGGUCUCAAUGACAAAGUCCUAUUCGAGAGCACGGGGCGAGGCAAAUCCAAGUCCGUAGAGCUCGAGGAUGUCAAGUUCCAUCAGUGUGUACGCUUGUCUCGCUUUGAGAACGAUCGGACGAUCUCGUUCAUUCCCCCGGACGGUGAAUUCGAGCUAAUGUCGUACCGCCUUAACACGCACGUUAAACCCCUUAUAUGGAUUGAGUCGGUAAUAGAGAGACAUGCCCACUCCCGCGUGGAGUACAUGAUAAAGGCGAAGUCACAGUUUAAGCGGCGAUCGACGGCCAAUAACGUCGAGAUAGUUAUCCCAGUACCUGCUGACGCUGACUCACCGAAAUUCAAAACGACCAUCGGGAGCUGCAAGUACGCGCCCGAACAGAACGCCAUUAUCUGGACGAUUAAGUCGUUCCCAGGCGGCAAGGAAUACUUAAUGCGUGCCCACUUCGGUUUGCCGAGCGUGGAGAGUGAAGACAAUACAGAGGGCAAGCCGCCUAUUCAGGUGCGCUUUGAAAUUCCUUAUUUCACUACGUCAGGAAUCCAAGUACGAUAUUUGAAAAUUAUCGAAAAGAGCGGAUACCAGGCACUGCCAUGGGUGCGGUAUAUCACGCAGAACGGCGACUACCAGUUGCGCACCAAUUAAGCUCCAGAGCCCUACCGCAGCAUCAUUCCAGCCAAGCUUCAGUGAGCGGCUCCUGUAACAGGCAGCUUCUCAUACCCCUGCGUUAUGUUUUGCGAUGCAUUGCGUUAAGUCAAAAGUAUAUUUGUAUUUGUAUUGUUUCAGUAUAUGUAUAUUGUAUGUAAAUCAAAGCUAAUAAAUUUUAACACCUUUUCAUAACA
Drosophila ananassae is the source of this 1740-nucleotide messenger RNA. RefSeq names its product AP-1 complex subunit mu-1 (gene AP-1mu). Lineage: Eukaryota; Metazoa; Arthropoda; Insecta; Diptera; Drosophilidae. Gene Ontology annotation, biological process: vesicle-mediated transport; intracellular protein transport. Gene Ontology annotation, molecular function: clathrin-cargo adaptor activity. The record is from RefSeq and is a predicted model, not a curated record. Gene Ontology annotation, cellular component: clathrin-coated vesicle; clathrin adaptor complex. The transcript has 3 exons. The coding region runs from base 263 to 1543 and encodes 426 amino acids.